Molecule: messenger RNA, 2492 nt
Organism: Patiria miniata (bat star)
Lineage: Eukaryota; Metazoa; Echinodermata; Asteroidea; Valvatida; Asterinidae
Exons: 8
Coding region: 501-2492 (663 amino acids)
Source: RefSeq, a predicted model, not a curated record
AUCCUGAUAUUUUGGGCAAAGUGACAUUUUUGAUUUUUAUCAUUAAUAAUGUUAAACUGAAUUAUUUUACGGCGAUUUUAGACCAAAUUGAGCUGUAAUUUUGAAAUAUAGGUAAUCAGAAAAAAAUAUUAAUCUGCAAAUAUAAAUGUAACUGUUUUCACGAACCGACUUAUACAUUUACGCCGCUUUGUCAGUCCACAGAAAUUACGAAAAACCGUUUCACGAACUGUCGUAUCUUUUUACGACACUAUGUGGAAACGUAGUGUGUCAUUUUUAUUAUGCGCCCUCUGUUGGUUACGUCAAUUAGCUUUUUCGUACCCAGGACUCUUGAACUUGCGUGCUUGUUUUUUAAACAAAGGCAGACUCUGCUGGGAACGAGGAAAAGCAUUGCUUCGCACACGUACACGUUGUACGUACGUACAUAGCAUACGUACGUACGUACGGCUGUGCAGCUUGCAGUUUGCUGGGGCUGACUCAGUAGGCAACUUCAGGCCAUUAAAAUGGCUGAAAAUGGCACCUUGCCCUCCACGGAUACCAUGACAAAUAAAGGAAUCACAGGCACCUCCCCAAAAGAUGUCUUGGUCCAGUGGAGUGACCACACAAAGAAUGUAGUUAAAUCCAGCGAGUUACAUUUUCGUGGACUAUUACAUCAACAUCAGCGGGUGAAGAUGAGGUGGGGAAGAACUUGGUGGAGGGGCAAGGUGCUUGCCUAUGAAUCAGCAAGUCAAGAGGCAUCUGAUGAGUCUGAGACCUUCCGUGAUGUGGAUGUUACAUCUGAGCAAGAUUCCUCUGACAGUCAGGUUAUCGGAGAGCUUAGUGACAGUGACUUGGACGAGAUGGAUGACAUUCCACUUACACAGCUGCAGACACACCUGGCAUCAACUCAAAAGCCACUCCAUGAAACUGAUGGCAAUGGGAAAGUGAAUGUUACUGACUCAGAGGAGAUGGAUGACAUGUCAUUGAUGCAGUUGCAGACACACUUGGCACGUACCAAUAAAAGCAUGACAUCAUCGGAAGCUGCAGUCUGUCCACCGUCUCAGACUGCCCAAGACCUCAACGCGAACAAGACAACAACACCCACUGAACUGGCUGCCACUGCCAUCCCAAAUGCAACAACACCUACAAAGGAGGCUGGUGAACACCAGGAAAGCCAGAUGAUGAACAUAUCUGAACAGUGUUCAGAGUUUCAUUGCCUUCAGGACAUUUUUGCCGCAUGUGCUCAAUGUCAGUGCUUAUUGUGCUUUGAACAUUUUAUUAGAAGUGAUGCAUGUUCAAAUCACAAUAAGUAUUUCUCUGUAUACGUAGAUAACAUGUCAUCCUCUGUAAUUGACAACUCUCCCUGUUUUGUUGAGGUUGGCGCUACUGAUAACACACUGAUUCAGGAUGAAAUGCUGACCACAGUUGAUGUGGGAAUGAACAUUGACUGUGUAAGUGAUCCAUCUCAACAAAAACAACCCGAAGAUUAUGUGGUAGAUGGAGAAGAGAGAGUUGAAACAGGGUUCUCUGCUAAUGUUCAGCCAUCUGGCACUAAAGCAAGGAACAAAAAUGUCACAUUUAAGCGAAACCAGGGAGAGUCAUAUUAUACUGAGAAAACCAAUAGGUAUGUCCUGCCAAGAAAAGAACAAAACAAGCAAAGGUGUUCAUCUGCAUUCUGUGAUGUAAGAAAGUUGUCAUGCAAGACAUUAACGGAGUCAGACCGCAAGUCAAUACAGCAUGCAUUUUAUGAUUUAGGCAACUUAAGCUUACAACGCCAGUGGAUUUCUCGCCAUCUUGAAAUACAGAAUCAGAGCCAAAACCCCAGAAAGAAAAUUAAAUUGAAAUAUUUUCUUCCACUCAAUGAAGAACUUCAAAUAUGCUCCAAGGUACAAGUGUGUAAGGUUAUGUUCCUGAACACGCUUGGGUUGUCAGAAAGACAGGUCAGUACCGUGGUUAAAAAAACAAGGCCUUUGGGUGUGAUAGAACCAGAGAAGCGAGGUGGUAGGGUGAGAAAAGAUCUAGACCAACAAUUAGCCGAUGAAGUGCACAAACACAUCAACAGAUUUCCUAAAAUGGAAUCAUACUUUUGCAGAGCGAACACUGGCUAUCAGUAUUUGUCACCAGACUUAAACAUAAACAGGAUGCACAGAUUGUACCUCGAAGAGCACAAAAAGAAUGGCAGAAAAGCUUCUUUGAGUUUUUACUCGAAGAUUUUCAAAAGCAUGAAACUCAAGUUCCAUUCUCCCAAGAAGGACUUGUGUGGGUUGUGUGAUGCCUACAGAAAAGGAAAUGAAGAAGAAAAAAUGCGGAUGUGUAUCGGUUACGAAAAGCAUAUUCAAGAAAAAUGCAAAGUUCGAGAACUUAAAGAAGAGAUGAAGGAAAAGGCGCACUUGAAUCCUGAGACUUUUGUGGCAUCAGUAUUUGACUUGGAGCAAGUCUUGUACCUGCCCAGGUCUAACAGAGUUUGUCACUUCAUCAAGCAUCGGAAUUUGCAUCAGUGUAACAUGUGCCAUUGA